Molecule: messenger RNA, 1913 nt
Organism: Aspergillus sclerotioniger CBS 115572
Lineage: Eukaryota; Fungi; Ascomycota; Eurotiomycetes; Eurotiales; Aspergillaceae
Product: aminotransferase class-V
Exons: 1
Coding region: 239-1717 (492 amino acids)
Source: RefSeq, a predicted model, not a curated record
GGAGUGGGAUGUAACCCACCAGUCCCCUCUUCUCUAUUCCUUGCCUUCACUUCUCUUAUACCCCUCACCUCUCCUACUACUUGGGAAAUGUAUUUAUUACCUCCCUACUCCCCUCACCCAUCUACUCAUCCGUUCCCUGAGCUGGCCUUGAUCUCACACUUGUCUAAUCUCUCGAUCCCUCAUCCCAAGCUGCCUGAGGCCCGAUCCUUUCCUUUAUCACCCAGGCUCAACCUUCAUUAUGAGCACCAUUUUGGAAACCUUCCCCGAAUACGCCGACACAGCCCUGCUCGAUCACUUGCGGGAGACCGAGUACAACUAUCUCGAUGAACAAGGGCAGACCUACCUGGAUUAUACCGGCUCCGGCCUCGCGGCCAAGUCGCAAUACAACGCCCACAAUGCGCGCCUGACCGAGCAUAUCUUUGGCAACCCACACUCAGUCAGUCCCACCAGCGAAAACUCGACGCGACUGGUCGAACAAGCGCGUUCCCACGUCCUCGCCUACCUCAAUGCCACCCCCGAUACAUAUACUGCCAUCUUUACCCAAAACGCCACCGGAGCCGCACGCCUGGUUGGUGAAGCCUACCCAUUCACCCGGCAGAAGACCUUUAUCCUGACGGAGGACAAUCAUAACUCGGUGAAUGGCAUUCGUGAGUUCGCGCGGGCUCGAAACGCACGCACAGUCUACGUGACCUCGCAGAGCCCGGAGCUACGAGUCAAUCCGGCCGUCCUGGCGGAGGCACUCGGAGGCCACUGGUGGGAAUGGGGAUUGGACAAGAUGGGCAUCGCCAAGGGAGGCCGUUCAGCGCGCGAGCGCGGGCUGUUUGCCUACCCAGCCCAGAGCAACCUUAGCGGGGUGCGCCAUCCUCUGGAAUGGGUCACCCUGGCCCAGGAAUGCGGCUAUGAUGUGCUGCUGGACGCCGCAGCCUACCUUCCCACCAACAGACUGGAUCUGUCAGACGGCAACCCACAACCAGACUUCGUCAUGGUCAGCUGGUACAAGCUCUUUGGAUACCCGACCGGACUGGGUUGCCUGAUCGCGCGCCGUGAUGCGCUCUCCCGCCUGUCUCGUCCCUGGUUUUCAGGAGGCAGCGUGCUGGCGGCGGGGGUGGUACAUCGGCAUCACACCCUGGCCGCCGAUGAGGUUGGAUUCGAGGAUGGCACCCUUAACUUUCUGUCAAUCCCAGAUGUUCAGGUCGGCCUCGAGUGGCUGGAGCGAAUUGACAUGACAAUGAUUGCCACCCGCGUGCGCUGCCUGACAGGCUGGUUCCUCCAGCGCCUGCUUGCCUUGCGACACAGCGACGGCGCGCCGAUGGCGGAAGUUUAUGGACCCACUGACCUCAAGCGCCGAGGCGGCACCGUCUGCUUCAACUUCCUCGAUUCCCAAGGCAAGAUUGUCGACGAGCGACUCGUGGCGCACGAAUCGGCGGCCGCCUCGUUCUCCUUGCGCACCGGGUGCUUCUGCAACCCGGGCGGCAUGGAGAACGCCUUUGGGUUGGAUGCCCGUCUGCUCCGGCGGAUGCGCCGCCGCUUGCGCAAGGUCACCACGAUCGACGGCUACAUUCAUGCCUACGGACUUCCGUCGGGGGGAGCGGUCCGAGUGUCGUUUGGGCUGGCUUCCAAUGUGGCUGAUGUCGAUCGAUUCUUCGAGUUUGCAAUCAGGACCUACCGGGAUCGUGUGACAGACAGCAAGGGGCUGUCUCCCCGUCUUGGCUGCUGAAUGCAGCAUUUGGGUUUUGCGAUAACGAGCUAGUCGAUGUGAUGUUGUAAGAAUUGGGUGUAAAUUUGUGUGAUCGUCGUCCUCGGGAUAUGGUUGAGGACCGCGGUCAAGAUCCCGGCUGAUGUGCAAUGUACAAUGAGUUAGUCAAUAUUAUAUUCCUAUACGCGUUUCAAGUCCAGGACCUACCUCAGUCGAU